AUGUCCCUCCUCACCCUCAUCGACGGCAAAGACGGCCACCCCAUCUGGAUCCUCGGCGGCCGACAAAACCAAUUCGCCGACCUCUCCGACGGCGCAGCCACAAACAUCAGCUGGCAGCACGACGCCCGCAUCAUCCCAUCAUCCAACACCACAGACGAGGCUCACAUCACUCUCUUCGACAACCACGGCGAAUACAGCGGCCCUUGUCAAGGCAAAUGCCAAACCCGCGCUCUCCGCAUCGCCGUCAACCAAGUCCUCCACACCGCACGGGUAGUUGGCGAGUUCUUCCACCCGGAAAACAUCGACUCCGGCGCCAUGGGAGGCUACCAAACGCUGGAUAGCGGGAACAUCAUGACGGGAUGGGGAUACUAUCCCGGCUUUGUCGAAUACACCAGCGACGGCACACCAGUUAUGGACUUCCAAAGAGGCGCAAUCGGUGGAGAGCCUCUGCCAGACAUGUUUGCCUACAGGGUCAAUAAAGGAGAUUGGAAGGGAAGCCCUUCAUGGGCACCAAGUGUAGCCGCUGAUGCACCAAACAACAGCACCCUCAAUGCCACCGUCUACGUGUCGUGGAACGGCGCAACAGACGUUGCCUCAUGGGCUAUAUUUGCUUCCAAUGACCACAGUAGCAUCAACAACUACACAAACCUCGUCGCAGAAUCCCCCCGCCACGGCUUCGAAACCGCCAUCUCCCUGUCAAGCAAAAACACCACCCGUCGAUACGUCGGUGCAGCUGCAGUGUCAUCCUCCGGCGAUGUCCUCGGUUCAACCAUCGUCAUCGAUCUCCAAAACGGAGGCAAACCUGCCACUGUAGAGAGCGGCAUAGUCACCCUAAAGCCUCCAUCUCCAUCACCGCCACCAUCAUCAGCAUCAGGGAGUCGACGUACUGGCUCGGAGUGUAUUACUGGCGAAGAAGAGGGAGGGCACGGCGUGGACACGGAGAAGAGGGAUACAGGAUGGUAA
Messenger RNA from Trichoderma aggressivum f. europaeum, 963 nucleotides. RefSeq lists its product as uncharacterized. NCBI's taxonomy places the organism in Eukaryota, Fungi, Ascomycota, Sordariomycetes, Hypocreales, Hypocreaceae. The record is from RefSeq and is a predicted model, not a curated record. Bases 1 to 963 code for a protein of 320 amino acids. The transcript is spliced from 3 exons.